This is a messenger RNA of Chanos chanos (milkfish), 2199 nucleotides long. RefSeq names its product anoctamin 10b (gene ano10b). Bases 1 to 2124 code for a protein of 707 amino acids. Gene Ontology annotation, cellular component: plasma membrane. Gene Ontology annotation, molecular function: chloride channel activity. Lineage: Eukaryota; Metazoa; Chordata; Actinopteri; Gonorynchiformes; Chanidae. The record is from RefSeq and is a predicted model, not a curated record. The transcript is spliced from 13 exons. Gene Ontology annotation, biological process: chloride transmembrane transport.
AUGCUGCUGGAGUUGAACCAGAGAAACUUGACCCUCAUACAACUCGUUGGUUUUCUGCUGCUCCACAGGGACAAUAUGGAAUCCUUCAAGGAGGAGAAACAGGGGUUAUCGGCCCAGGUCUGGCCCACUGGACCUGGGUCCUGGACUCAGGUCAGCUGCCCCUGCUGCAUGUCCAGCCAGGUGGAACCUCUGGUUCUGAUCCAGCUGUCUGAGGAGAUCCAGCCCGUCACCAAGAAAUGGAUCAUGUCCCGGAUCGCCGCAGUGGAGAAAGACGGAGGGGCUCAGCUCUUAGCCCAUCCAGGGGAGGAUAUGAGUUCAGACUUGAUUGUGGUGUCAGCUCCACGCUGCACUCUGCUGAGGGCCACAGAAGACCUGGGCCUCUGUAAGCCAUACAGGGACGGAAGCAUGGCUGCCUUCUCCUACCAGGACCGCCACAGUUUCAGCAAUAUCGAUGACAUGCAGCAGUUCCUGACCCUAGCGGAGCGGCAGUACAUAGUCAAGUAUGAAUUGGAGUCUCUCAGGGCCUUGGAAGACCAACGUAUCCCAGGAGUCCCUGAGCCUCAGUGUAACCUCAAAGCCAGGGAGAAUAUCUUCCAGAAGCUGGAAAAGGCAGGAGUAAUACAGAAUGUUUUUCCCCUUCAUGACCAGAAGAGGCUGCGGGAUCUGGGACGAGAGUGGUACUCUAAGAGAAAACUCUGGGGCCAGCCUCUGGACUCUAUCCAGGCCUACUUUGGGGGAACGGUGGCAUUCUACUUCAGCUUCUUGGACUUUUACACUUGGGCUCUGGUUCCUCCAGCCGUCCUGGGCGUCCUCCUGACCCUGCUGAUGCCCAGCCCUGUGAGGUCCAUGGCAGAGGGACAGGAGCUGUCGGGCAGCCCAGAGACUGAUGCCAAGGCUGGGAUGGAAGAUCCGGACCACCCCUCCGUGAGCGCUCACAUGGUUCAGGCCGUCUUCAGCAUGCUGUGGUCCACCAUCUUCAUGGAGCUGUGGAAACGCAGAAGUUCCGCCCUCUCCCACCGCUGGGGCACGCUCCACCUGGCCGAACGUUUUGCCGAGCCCCGUCCCGGCUUCCGAGGAGAGUUGGGGACCAAUCCGGUCACGGGGCGGGUGGAGCCACUGUUUCCUGAGUGGCAGAGGAACCUGAGGGUGGGUUUGGUGUCAUUUCCAGUGGUGGGUUUGUUUCUGGGACUGGUGGUACUGGGCAUGGCUGGGUUCUAUUACUUCGAGGGCUUCAUCUCCCAGCUCCAUCAGGACAGCGGUGGUUCCUUCAUCACGACUGCCUUACUUUACCUCCCUUCUAUGGCACACAUAGUCUACACCAACGUGCUGGGUAACAUUUACCGCAAUGUGGCCCUGCAGCUCACAGAAUGGGAAAACCACAGGGAAGAGACCUCCUUCCAGAACCAUCAUACCACUAAAGUCUUGGUGUUUACCUUCUUCAAUUACUUUGCUGUGCUUUUCCACAUUGCCUUCUUCAAACAAGACUUGCCACUUCUGCGAAAGAGACUGGCCUCUCUGCUGAUAAUAACUCAGCUGAUUAACCAGUUUACUGAACUGGUGGUUCCUUUCCUUGUGGACUGGUUCUUUAACACACCAGAGAAGGAGGUGAAGGAAGAUGACCCAGAGGCUGAUAAACUCCAGGCCCAGGGCAGCCUACCAACGUUUCCUGGCCUGUUUGCGGAGUAUAUUGAGUUGCUGGUACAGUUUGGCUAUCUGAGCCUGUUCUCCUGCGUGUACCCUCUCACAGCAGUUUUACUGCUCCUCAAUAACGUCACAGAGAUCCGUGCAGAUGCCUUUAAGAUCUGUAAACUGUUCCGUAAGCCCUUUGCCGCCCCUGUGGCCAACAUGGGCGUGUGGCAGGCUGCAUUUGAAGUCCUAGGUUUCAUAUCAGUGAUGUCUAAUUGCUGGCUUUUACUGCUCUCUCCUCGAGUCAAAGAAUUCACGCUGGAGGCUGGUCUCAGCACCCGGAAUGUUCUGCUCUUCGCCAUUAUGGUGGAGCAUGUUCUGAUUGUGGUGAAGCUCAUCCUGGCAUUUAUGAUUCCUGAUGAACCAGAGUGGGUCAAGAUUGACAGAGAGAAGAUUGAAUAUCAUUCAUUGAAAGCCCUGAAUCAACAAAAACACUGACAAGGCUGAGGCCAGCUCUGGACCAGCUGAAACCAAAGACAGAGACAAACAGAGGGAGCAAUGCCUAAAGCCUAU